UCAGUCACGCCACGUGGAUCCGACGUGUUUGGUGUUACGCGUUCAACUUCACUUGCUCACUCAACAAUGAUAUUUGUCACUCUACUGUCUCUCUCCGUCUUGGUCAUCUCUACAACACCAGGGGCGUUCUGUACGUUUCAUCUGAACGGAAUCCAGACAAUUCGGAGCAUGGCCGUCGCCAUCGAGAGAGCAAUCGACAAGAAAGCUGAUUCUAAGCUUUCUUCGGACAGAGACGUACAGGAGAUACUUCGAUUUAGGCGCUCUGAUGACUACAGUCCGUACACAAGCAAUCCGUACGAUGCUGGUCCCAUUGACAUGUGCAGCUAUCCAGAGCUAGACGUUUGUAACUUUCCCGCUGGAUACACUGUUCCAGAGUACUCGGCUCGGGCCGUCUCUAGCUACAACGAUCUCUUGAACACUCUGAACAAAGCCAUUCGCAAGGUUGACAGCUCUGCUUGUGCGAAGUCUUUGCUAGGCUUUCUGUGUGAUCACUUCAUGCCUCGGUGCAUCUCAAAUACAACAGUCAGGUUCAAAGGAAACUUUAUGGAGGAUUGUAACAAUGCUGUUCAAAAGUGUUUGGUACUGAGACAAACAGGUUCGACGUUUUGCAAGACUGAAAGUAAUGUAGUCGUGGACGGAGGAGAGUUCUCACUAACAAAGUGUCGCGUUCCGAAUGUCGACGGUUGUAGCAAUUCUCGUCCGUCUCCCGACUGGAUUGUCGCACAGUUUGAAUAUAUAACUUCCAAGUCGUCGCUCAGUUCUAGUGCCGAUGAGUUAAGUCUCUACGGCACGUGCAGGAGCAAUUAUAUACGUCUGGGCUGCACACAACCGACGUGCGAGUCCAACAAUCGUCUACGUGGUUACAAGAGCUCCACCGAAUGCAAAGACUUUUUGAAUUGCAUUAGCGAUCCAGAUGUAAGACAAGCUCUCGAUAGUGGUCUUCUUUGUGAUGCUGUGGGUCAUUUAAGCCAGCCAAGCACAUGCUCUGGAAAGAGUCAAUCUUGUACUCAUAGUAAAGGUUGCGGGACAACUUGCUACAUCGCAAUCGGUGCUGGAUGUGGUGGAGCUCUGCUGUUAGUGAUAAUCAUUGUGGCGGUAGUUAUCUCAAAGAAGAAGAGAGCAAGCGGCGGAGAUGAUUACCGUCGCGUGGACAACAAAAUCUAGACCAUGGCGUUGUCAAAGCGAUGAACAACUGUGCUUUUGCUGUAGUCAGUGUUUGCUGUUGCAUGUUUCCCGCUGAUAAGUCGUUUUGCAAAGACGACUUGAAAAACGCAUAGCUGAUGAGAUUGUGAGGACAAUUCAUCUAGGCAAUUGGAACCUACAGUAAUGAGAGUCAGUAUAUAUAUGCAGAUUACUCUGAAUCUUGAAUAUCCGCAAUUUGCUAUAAGUAAAUCAGUAAAAAAAGAUGCAUCGAGACGACU
Messenger RNA from Corticium candelabrum, 1421 nucleotides. RefSeq lists its product as uncharacterized. The coding region runs from base 67 to 1164 and encodes 365 amino acids. The transcript has 4 exons. Lineage: Eukaryota; Metazoa; Porifera; Homoscleromorpha; Homosclerophorida; Plakinidae. The record is from RefSeq and is a predicted model, not a curated record.